UGAGCUGAGAGGUGUAGACAUUAUCGACAAGUGCAACAGUAGGCUACUUAUCACAAGAACAUUCUAUUACUGGAAGUCUUUGCCCUGGCCGUUGCUUAUCAAACAGCGUCCUAUCGCAAACAAACAUCAGUGCAAUGACCUCAGAGGCUAAUGAGGAAAAUAAACCGGAUGGAAGGUGUUUACUGGGAAACUGGGUUGAGGAGAGGGCUACUGCAUUGCUAGACAUGACCGAGCCUAGAUCUCGUGUUCAUAAGUACGGACACACAGGGAUUCUUACCAUGGACGUGGCUGCUAAAGUGCAGGGGAUUAGUACAUUCAAAGCAGCCUUCAAUGCUCCUAAAAUCCUUGUGGUGCGACAAAAAGGAAGAAGGACUGAACUUUUGGAAAAUGACCUCAUCAAAAGGAUAAGUGAUCAAAUACAUGCAGAGCUGAACGCAGCCCCUCCAGCCCCUGAGUUGUGCUCUGUGACCAAAGCAGACUUCAAAGUGGAGGGCUUCAAGUCUGUCCACGCACCACUAACCGUGGAUCAUGACUACACAACCGAGCAGGCCAUUACAUUCUGGAGUGAUAAUUAUCAGAAGAUUCAGGGCAUGACAGCAGUUAAAACUAAAGAUAGUCCAUUUAAAAGAAAUGCCACUUUUAGUACACCAAUCGGUGAACAACUUGAUCAGCUGGACGACACAGUGCUGUACCCAUCAAAAAAUGAUGUUAAUAUGUGAGAAAUUAAAACAUAUUUAUAUCAUCAUUUCAUAA
This is a messenger RNA of Rhinichthys klamathensis goyatoka, 753 nucleotides long. RefSeq names its product sperm associated antigen 8 (gene spag8). The record is from RefSeq and is a predicted model, not a curated record. Gene Ontology annotation, cellular component: cytoplasm; nucleus. Gene Ontology annotation, molecular function: microtubule binding. NCBI's taxonomy places the organism in Eukaryota, Metazoa, Chordata, Actinopteri, Cypriniformes, Leuciscidae. Bases 135 to 719 code for a protein of 194 amino acids. The transcript is spliced from 6 exons. Gene Ontology annotation, biological process: positive regulation of transcription by RNA polymerase II.